Messenger RNA from Syngnathus typhle (broad-nosed pipefish), 4493 nucleotides. RefSeq names its product protocadherin-9-like. The record is from RefSeq and is a predicted model, not a curated record. The transcript is spliced from 3 exons. Lineage: Eukaryota; Metazoa; Chordata; Actinopteri; Syngnathiformes; Syngnathidae. Bases 1 to 687 code for a protein of 228 amino acids.
AUGGUAGACCGUUAUAAGUGGUUGAAGACCCAGCGCCGAGUGACGUUCCAUCUUCCAGAUGGUUCCCAGGAGAGCUGCAGUGACAGUGGGCUGGGUGAUCCAGAGCCAAGUAGUACGGCCAGUACCUCCCAGGCCUUUCCGCUCAGCUUCCCCCAUGAGGAGUAUUACGAGCAAACAUCACCUAACAGUCGCACAGAGGGAGAUGGAAACUCAGACCCGGAAUCAACCAUCGAGGUAAACCUCCAGAAAGCUUUGGCUGAGGCGUCUGAGACCUGUACCCAAGAGUGUCUGAUACUGGGCCACUCUGACACUUGCUGGAUGCCACCAACCCUCACCCAGUUCCAGAGUCCGACAAGCGGAAGUCCCGCCUCCACCCCUACCUCUGUUGCAAUCUCCGGUACGCUCCCCUCUUUUGGCUUCCAGCAGAGCUGUGCCCGGGGAGUCAAGGUUAACAUGGGCAGCCUUGGUACCAUGGAUGGGCGGCACACGUUGGGAAGGUCUGUGCCUAAAAAAGACGAGCUGGACAAAGUGCAUAACCGGCCGCAGUUCUACAACACCUUGGAGAGACACUGCAGUAAGAAGGAGGACACUGUCAAGGUUAUCCCCUUGGCGAGCUUUUCAUCUCCUGGAAAGCAGACGCCGACCGGCAUUGGUAGUGGCUCCUUCCUACAUGAGCACCAGCUGUAAGAACAUUGGCCCGACAUCCUGCACAUGUGACUCCAUCCACAUGUAUGGAUGGUAUGGAUCAUUUUGACGAACUGUGACAGCGUGGGUUUACUAAUGGGAACAUCUAACAAUGGAUUUCACCAUGAGAUUUUGAAACAGUCGUAUCCUAAUAAUAAUGUGGGGACAGUCUGAGCGCUCAAACCUUUCAAAUUGAAUGUUUAACAUCCAUUGUCAUUGAUCCAUGAAUAGCUAUAUUAGCCCUGACUGCAAAAAAACUCCACCAAGGCCUAACACAGGAUCAGCAGCAAACCUUCAAAGAUACCCAACUGUUGCUUAUGCCAGGAUUGAUAAGGUUUUGAAAAAAGGACAAAUCUAUAUCACAAUGGCAACGUAAGUGGAGCACUCACUCUUUCAUGGAAAAACUUACUUCGUGGCCCAUGCCUCAAUCCGCCACAAUUUGGUGGCAGAAGGUUAAGCAGUUUUUUGCAACUCCUGCAAACUAACAAAGGAACAACAAUGCACAGCGAACCUUUUUGGCUGAGGAAAUAAACAUAGUACCAAAGUCGUUUCAGCACAGAAAAAAAAAACCUGUGACUUUUGCUUUGAGUAUGUAAUUUGUGGUUAGUAAUAUAGUGGAACAUUGUACUUAUACUCCUUGUGCCCAUCUUUGUGCAACUGUCCUUAAAGACCAUUUACUCAUGCAUGCAGAAGAAAAUGCAAAUACACUAUGUUGAGUCUGUUGAGUAAGCUAAUUUGGGCUAAAUGCUAAUUAGAGGCCCAGGGUGGUGUUUCUAUUUGAGAUCUAGUGAAAUAUUACUCUGUAUAAUAUGCAGCACAAACUCCUUUGGUGGUGGAAGAUGUUUCGUUUGUCUUGCCUGAACAUGUUACAGAAGUCUAUUUUGGUCGGGAGGACUGAGGAAAGAUUUAGGAGGGAGAAAAAAAAAAAACCUUUGAGAAGCAUAACUAGGCCAAUGGUAGACAGCACUGGUAAUCUUUUUUGCAUUCUUUUCACCAAGGACCGGUAAAAUCAUGAACACUAGCACAACCAUAUCCAAGAUGUUUCCCAUAUGCUGUAUGCUGCACCUCUCUGCCAUUAAGAAAGUGCUUGCUGUUCAAAGUUGUCUCGUUAUCUCUCCUUGAAAUGUGCAGAUGGAUGUGCUUUGGAAAGGUGAGAGUCCAACCCCACCCCCUCAUUUCCUUUUGUUCCUUUGGUCAUAUUUUGCUGCUUAUAAUCCGCCACAUAACACAAAACCAUUGAAGCAAUUUAUGAAAUUCUUCGUCUAGUUACUUUGAUGUGGGAAGUUGGUAGAUACCCUAAUCAUGGUUAAGAAGUCUAUAGGACUGCUCGCUGGGCUAACAGCGGAAUGUUCUCGCGACUUGCACCAACAAUGAUAAGGUGGUAAGACCUCAAAAAUAUCUUCGUAAUAUGCUAGCAGUCUUCCAGUGUCAUUACUAACUCCCAAUAGCUUGCUACUAAUUACCAUUAUAAAAUUCAAUUUAGCUGUGUUUCAUCAUAUGUGAUUAUCAAUACCUGUUAAUGCUGACAUUACUGUUCGCAGUGCAAAACUUUAUUUUACAUUUUCAUUUACUAGUUUUUUUUUUUUACAGUGUACUGACAUUACUGUUCGCAGUGCAAAACUUUAUUUUACAUUUUCAUUUACUAGUUUUUUUUUGUUUUUUGUUUUUUUACAGUGUACCAUGAUAUGACCAGUGACCAGAAAAAGGGAAAAAAUGCACACGUCAAUGACGGUUGAGACAAUGCAAAACACUCCAAAUCAUCCGUGUAAACUGUGCUGAUGAUGAUAGCUGCUCCAACAUAACUACACUAGAACAGAUUGGGUGCAGUAUAAUCUAUUGCAACCACAUUAAGUGUCUCCGCUUCCUACAAACACCCAAGCCAGGUGUCUAAAUCACCAAGUAUAUGAUUCAUUUCCCUGUACCAUCUUGCAAAUUGGGAACAGCUCUGCAUCUCUAAUGUUUUGAGGCAUUCUUUGGAGAGAGUGAAAAGCAAACUGUUUGCAUGCAGGCCGCCUCUGCAACUUUUCUUUAAGACCAUCUGGGGUCAAGGAUCUGAUUCUUGUAAAGAGGCCACAUCCAAGAUUUCGACAAAUGAUCACAUAGAAUGAGUUGUGUCAUGGACAGGGAAAUGAGUCCGUUCAAUUCUCCCUGAGGUAAUUAUGAAAAUAAAUGCAAUAAAAAAGACAGCAUUUUAAUCAAUCUUCCUAAACAACAGUUGAUGAUGAUGAUGAGCUCCCUGUUUGAGAUUACCCGAUUUUCUUUCGUCCAUCACUUUUCAUCUAAUUUCUUUGCCGUUGAAAACACAAAUCUUUGCAAAUGGCACAAACAUAUUCAGUCAACGGCGCACAUAUCAUUGGGAACAUCAUACUGAUUGAGUGAAAUUGCUUCUGAAAGGGCCAUUUUAAUCUAUGUUUACAGAUUGUCGACAUUCAAAAACAAGACAUUAAACAAAAAUAAUGGUUUUUUUAACAAUUUGGGGGAAUGAGGACAUGCAUUAUUCUUGUUGGACUAUUAGAAAGAUGUCGCAGGAAAUUGUGCCCUCCCUCAUAUCACAGAGGGAGAGAAUAUUCAUAUUCAAUGAGACACUGUCACUAUGUCAUAAGAAAAGAUCACAAUGAAUAUCAUUUAUCCAAUCAUGUGUAAAAUAUGCACAAUAUUUGGGUAUAAUAUUAAAUAUGUUUUCUUCAAGGUGUUAUCUUGACAAUAUAAUGUGCAGUCAAGUUGCAGCGGCAGCAUUACUGUGCCAAUUAAACGCAUUGGUAUGUUGUGGGUUUGGAUUCUAAAAUGAUGUUUUUGGUUGAUUUUGUAAAUUUAUCCUCUUUUAUUUCUCUCAACAGAAAGCAAAACUAGCAUUGAGAAUUUACUCUUUUAUUUUUAUCAGCCUAAAUAUACAGUUGAAGUAGUCAGCAAUCACAGACUUUCCACUCCAUGCUUCAGAUCUCAUUGUAUUUUCCUUGUUUCUCUUUUUGCAAGCUCACUGCUCAAAACAGUUCAAAAUAGCUACAGAUGCACAACAGAAAAGACAAUGCCUUUACAUUUGAAACAAAUCUCACACUCAACCUGUGGUAUAAUUUGCAUGAACUGUUUUGACUCCCACGAGGCGUUUUAGACUGUAUUGUUGAUGCAUCCAUCAUUAGAUUCGGUGUCAGUAUUAAUGUUAUCUGCUCUACUUGUUUGUCUUAUGAAACUAAACCAAUGUUAAAUGGAGAACACACAUUCAAAUGUCUUAAUGUUUUGCAUACUACUUGGGUUUCCAAGUAUACACAAGUUAUAGGUAACACUGACAUCACAUUGUACAUAGCACCCCUAAGAACAAUAUUACUAAUGGACACACUAUAGUAACUGUUAAAGCCAGGGGCAAGACACAAUGUGGAAAUGGAAAAAUGGGGUAAAAGGAGAAUAUAAGAAAAGAUGAGAUGACAAUCUCUGUUGCAAUGUAAAUGGAUGUGUAUAAUAAUAAUAAUACAUAAUAAUGUGAGGGUGUGUGCGUGUGUGUAUGAGUGUUUGUGAGGGCAAAUUGGCAUAUACCUUUUGCCAUAAUAAUGUAUGUCCAUUCAUGUAUCUUGUACAAAGUCUACAUCAGAAUAUGAUAAGUAUAUGCUUGUAAAUUAGUUACCAGUGAGUGAAGUUAUGUUUGCUUUGAGAAGGCUUCAGUGCUUGCCAGCAAAUCUGUAUUGGUCAUUUAAAUCUAUAAAGUCUGUGUUGUUAUGCCUUUGUAAGCGAUACCAUUUAAUAUUAUAAAAAUGACUUCGAUAUAGUGAAAUGUUUGAUCUUGGUCUUUGAAUUUUAACUGCGCCAUUAAAUAUUGA